AUUUAUUUAAUUUUCCCCCCCCCCCCCCCACCCCCCUCCCCCGUUAAAAGGAGGCUGACGGACGGACGGCCGGCCGGCGGAAGGCAGGAUGAUGUCGCUGGAUUUUCUUAACGAUGUGCGGCGCAUGAAUAAGCGGCAGUUGUACUAUCAGGUGUUGAAUUUUGGUAUGAUUGUGUCUUCUGCCCUGAUGAUCUGGAAAGGAUUGAUGGUUCUGACGGGAAGUGAAAGUCCAAUUGUAGUUGUACUCAGUGGGAGUAUGGAACCUGCUUUCCACAGAGGUGAUCUUCUCUUCCUGACCAACCGUGUAGAAGAUCCCAUCCGAGUUGGCGAAAUUGUGGUUUUCCGAAUUGAAGGACGAGAAAUUCCAAUAGUACACAGAGUGCUGAAAAUUCAUGAGAAGGAAAAUGGAGACAUCAAGUUCCUGACGAAAGGUGACAACAAUGCUGUUGAUGACCGAGGCCUGUACAAACAGGGACAACACUGGCUAGAGAAGAAAGAUGUGGUGGGACGGGCACGUGGGUUUGUACCUUACAUAGGUAUAGUGACCAUUCUGAUGAAUGACUAUCCAAAAUUUAAGUACGCAGUACUCGUUCUACUGGGACUGUUUGUCCUCGUCCAUCGGGAGUGAAGAAUGGAUGGACUUGGCCCAAGGAUAUCAGCGGAGUUUCUCCCCUCAAGCCAAAUGUUUAAAGUGAAGAAAAUGACCAGCAGUCAUACAAUUCUGCAGCUAUUCCCAUGGAUUUCUGUUGUCUGCCAGAUGUUGAUUCAGUGUUUUUUUAAUGGAGAUCAGUACUAUAGGAAUAUUUUUUAGUGACAGACUGAAAAAUACCAUCUUGAAGAUGGAGACUUUCCCAUUACUUUUGGUUUCUGAAACUAGACUUUUAACAUAAUCUGAAGUUGGUCACUCAUUUGGUUGGGAAGGAAGGAGCAAAAUUAGGUUGGGGGGGGGGUCAGGCAGGAGUUUGAAACCAGGUGGGUCAACAUCCUGUUGCAAACUUUAGCUUGGCACUAACUUUGGUUUGCUGCUGCUGUUUCAGUACAAAUGCAAAUGUGUUUUCCUAUGCGUAACGGGUUUGCUGGUAUUGAGCAGGGAGCAGAUUCCCCCCCCCCCCCCCUACACUUUACCAGCAAAUCUAAGUAACAUCCAAGUCCCUCAGACUGUUUGGAAACCUCAAAUAACUUCUAACCAAAGCAUAUACAGCAGAGUAAAUGACUGGCUGGCGAUGAAACCCAAAGACACAACAGAGACAGUGAAUGGGCAAGUGGAUCUGUCUGGUUAAUUAUGUGCCAGACCCAAACACAGAGCAAGGCAUAGAAACCUACUCUGAAGGAGAACUGAUGCUUGCCCAGAUUCUCAACCUUUAUUACAGACUAAACAUUUGAAAUGCCAAUGUGUAUAAAUUUGGACAGUAAUGUAGAUAUUAGGUUAUAUUACAUUUUAGACAGGAAUCAUCUGUUUCCAUCUCACCUAUGCUAUCCCAAUCUUUUCAUUCACCUUACUUAAAUGAAAUGAAGGAAGAAUAUGUGAGUGACCCAUUGUAUUCGUGACAGAUAUGUGGGAGUGUUACAUACAAAUCAUAUCCUAAUCCUGGGACAUUAGCGCAAUGACCUAUGUUUGUCCGUGGAAAGUUUUGGUCAAUAAAAAAUUGGUGACGACCAGGUGGUCCUGAUUGUCAAUGACCAUUAUACCCAUCCACAAUUUUCUUUUUUUUACAUGGGACUAUGUACUUAAUGCAUUUGUUUGUACUGGAAUGCUGGCACCUGGACCAGAUGAGCCUUUAUAGUUGGGAGUUGAAGAUGACAUUGGUAGGUUAUAACCAAAGUAGAUUACAGAGACCCACUUCCUCUAAACUCCGGAAGACCCUGUUGUCCAAUAAAGAUUUACUUCGAAAUCCUAAUCCUGCUUGUCUUGGUAGUGAUCAUAAACAAACAAUCCCGUCAGUACUUUUCUCAAGUUAACCAUUUUGGAUAUACUCAGCCUGUUCUAUUCUAGGUAUGUUUAAUAGUUUUCCUUAUACAUUUGGCAUUGUAUGAAGUGUCUGCUCAUCCUUUCUUCAUUUGAGACAGUACUUUCUUUCCCCCAAUCUUUCCACUAUUUGCUUUUGUUGUUUUAAAGCACGAACUAAGUCGAACUUGCCCAUUUUUUUCCUCUAAGUGGAUUUGGAAUACGUUUAAGUGAUUGGAAUUUUAAAAUCGGUAAUUUCUAAGGUUUUUUAAAAUAGUUUUACCCCAUAAGCGAUCCCCUGGGAAGCGCACACUUCCACUUUAUGGUAGUUCAUUUACAGUUAAAUAAGCAGCACACUGAAGCUCUAUUUGUGUACUGCUAUCAGGUUUUUCCAGCACACUGUUCAGGGAGCAGAGCCCCUUGUUUUCAUGAUGGGCUGGGUCCAAUCUGCCUUGUGUGAUUAUAUUGUGGAGUACUCUGGCCCCAUAACCAAAGGAAUCCCUUUCUGAAUUAUCUUGUUGGAGGGGUGGGAAUUUGGAAUGUCAAUAAAACAAUUUCUAUAA
This is a messenger RNA of Carcharodon carcharias (great white shark), 2508 nucleotides long. RefSeq names its product SEC11 homolog A, signal peptidase complex subunit (gene sec11a). Lineage: Eukaryota; Metazoa; Chordata; Chondrichthyes; Lamniformes; Lamnidae. Gene Ontology annotation, molecular function: serine-type endopeptidase activity. The record is from RefSeq and is a predicted model, not a curated record. The coding region runs from base 89 to 628 and encodes 179 amino acids. Gene Ontology annotation, cellular component: signal peptidase complex; membrane. The transcript has 6 exons.